Notechis scutatus (mainland tiger snake) is the source of this 4915-nucleotide messenger RNA. RefSeq names its product ephrin B2 (gene EFNB2). The record is from RefSeq and is a predicted model, not a curated record. Lineage: Eukaryota; Metazoa; Chordata; Lepidosauria; Squamata; Elapidae. Gene Ontology annotation, molecular function: ephrin receptor binding. Gene Ontology annotation, biological process: blood vessel morphogenesis; axon guidance; ephrin receptor signaling pathway. Gene Ontology annotation, cellular component: plasma membrane.
CGGUGGCGGCAGGAGAGAGAAGGCAGCGGCCGCUCUGUGUGGCCCCGGCGACGGCGGCGAAUGUGAAGUCGAGGGCGCCUGCCUGGUCUCUCGCUCCGUCUUCUCUUCCUUGCCGUGUCGUCGUUGGCGGCGGUGCGGGCGCUGGGAGCCCGCCGGAAGAGGCAUCGCUGCCCUUUGCCGGGCUCGCCCCGCUGAAGAGGGGACGAAAAGCCUUUGGACGCCAGGAAUAAGCAGCCUCUUCUGGGCGGCCGGGAGGGCGAUGGAAGCCCGCGGAUCUGCCGCCCGGCGGCACCGGCUACCUCGCUUUCUCCAGGUGGAUUUAUAGAAGGGGCGAAGAAAACUGCGGGCGCCGCCGGGGAAUUAAUUGGGCGUCCUCGCUCGGUUUUUCCUUCGCGCUUCAUCCUUGGCAAGGCGAAGCGGGAGCAGCUGAGCGCGGCAGCGGCAGGACUGAGCGACGGGCGGUCCUUAGCGUCGUCGUGCUCCUUUGGCGGCCGACGGGGGUUGAGGGACUCCCGGGGCCGGUUUGCACCUCGCCUGCCUGCCUGCCUUCCUUCCAGCUCGGGAUUGCCGUUCCAUGCCGGCGGCCGUGCGCUCGACGACUUAAAGCCGGGAGGGCGAGCUCGUUGGCUGCCCGGGAUUUGCCUCUGGUGGUGGCUCCUUCGUGCGAGGGGAGAUUGUGGACGCCUCCGUUCUUCCGGGCGCCGCGGAGUUGGCGAACCUUUGGGGCAGGACCCGCCGGCGGCGCCCCCGACCAUGGUAGCUCGCCGGGGGGGAUCCCCGCUCGGGAAAUGCUGCUGGGGGAUCUGGGUGCUUUUGUGCCGGACGGCGCUGGCCAGCUCUCUGGUGCUGGAGCCCAUCUACUGGAACUCCUCCAACUCCAAAUUCCAUCCUGGACAAGGAUUAGUACUGUAUCCAAAGAUUGGAGAUAAACUGGAUAUUAUAUGCCCAAAGGUGGACUCUAAGACUGGUGGUCAGUAUGAGUACUACAAAGUCUAUAUGGUUGAGAAAGACCAAGCAGACAGCUGUACUGUUAAGAAGGACAACACUCCCCUGCUCAACUGUGCCAAGCCUGAUCAAGAUGUUAAGUUUACCAUCAAGUUUCAAGAGUUUAGCCCUAACCUCUGGGGUCUAGAAUUUCAGAGAAACGAGGACUAUUACAUCAUAUCAACAUCCAAUGGAUCCCUUGAAGGCUUGGAUAACCAAGAGGGAGGUGUAUGCCAGACAAAAGCCAUGAAGAUCCUUAUGAAAGUUGAACAAGUUCCCAAUUCUAGUGGGUCCCCAAAUAAUGCUGAUCCAACUAAACGCCCGGAACAGGAAGCUGGUACCAACAGGAAAAGCUCCACAACAAGUCCCUUUGUAAAGGAUCAUGCAGGUCCCAACUCAGAUGGGAGCAAAGCUGGACAUUCCAGUAUCCUUGGUUCAGAGGUGGCCUUAUUUGCAGGGAUAGCUUCAGGGUCCAUCAUAUUCCUCCUCAUCAUCAUCACACUGGUGGUUCUUUUGUUGAAGUAUCGAAGGAGACACAGGAAGCAUUCGCCUCAGCACACGACAACUUUGUCACUUAGUACAUUAGCAACCCCAAAACGCAGUGGGAACAACAACGGGUCUGAACCCAGUGACAUUAUCAUCCCUCUGAGGACUGCAGAUAGUGUUUUUUGCCCUCACUAUGAGAAAGUCAGUGGUGACUAUGGACAUCCUGUGUACAUAGUUCAAGAGAUGCCCCCUCAAAGCCCGGCAAAUAUUUAUUACAAGGUCUGAUGAACACUCAGUGUGGUACCUGUUUUAAAACUCUCUCUCUGUCUGGUCAAAUGCUAUCCAUGACACAGAGGUUGGGGAUUGUGAUGAGCCACUGUGUGGGUUCCUGGACCAGAUGCAGAGGAGGGAACAGCAAGCUCCACCCUGUUACAGAGAGCUGCUUUGAGGGGGCAGCUUUCGAGUCUGUAGAAUUCCUGUCUUGGUGAACAAGCAUUUACUUGGAAGCUGGAAGAAGUUACAUAGAAGAUUCCCAUAGCAAUUGCAGUUUGUUCAUCACCUUCUAAGCCAUGUGCUGUAGGCAUUCAGGCACGUACAAAAACCCCCUAGGGAAGAUGGAGCAACUCGCAGAUACUAAUGGUUGUUUUAGGCAUUCUAGGAAGAGAGUCUUAAGUCGUCAAGCUUGAAAUGCAGCCCUGUGACUUUGUGUGUGCUUCUCUUGGUGCUCAUGGAUUUGUCUUACAGACCUCUGCUUUUAAGUAAGAUUUUAAACUUUUUUGUUUGUUUUAGUCGGUCCCUGUGGCAUUUUUUUACUUCAACCAAACGGCAUUCUGUCAUCCUUCAUAUGAAAAUUUAUGCACUCCAUAUCAUGCAUUGCUUUUGGAAAAGUGAUUUUUCUAAAAAAAAAAAAAAUAUUUUUUUACCAUCCCAUAUUCCACCUAUUUGUGAAAGCAGCCUUACUUGAAUGGAUAAUGCUUUGGGAGAGACUUUGGGCUUGCUGAAAGGAGAAUCUUCCACUCAAAAGCUAGCUUGUCGGCCGAAUCCACAAUAGAAGUGACUUGUGGCAGAAGAGAGAGGGAAGGGCUGAAAGAAUGCUACGGUCUCUGGAAUAUCAACCAGACAAAGGUAGACAAUUUAAAUAGCACAGCACUUUGAUAUCCGGAGUUCAAUGAAGAGUGUUAACACACAGCAAUAGGAGCAGCUGAUUAGGGUCUGUACUUGAAGGAUGCCAAGGUUUUCUCAAAUAGCAUCUUGCAGGAGGAAAUACUUCUCCCACAAAGUAGCGCAAGAAAAUUAAUGUGCCUGGAAGACAAGACAAUAGAAGGCUGCUGGUGAUAUAUUAGGGCACGACUGCUGUGGUACUUUACCAGCAAUAAGAUGUACAGCUUUGAACUAGCUGUAGCAAAAUCUUGGUCUGCUUCAAAUGAUUUUUUUUAAAGCAGACACAGCUGCUAUUACUUACCAUAUUUUAUCUAAACAUAGGGAAAAAGAAAACAGCAACAUCUGACAUAGACAAAUCACAAGCUUAAUGGUCAAGAGGGCUAUAAUUCCAUCACUCAAAACAAAGCAUUCACAUCUAUAUAAAAUUGGUCAGGGUUGUAUUUUUCCUUCAAUCAAACCUUUUGACAUUCUGAUUUCUGGCAGUGCAUUUUGAGUUAGUCAUGUACUGCCAUUCAUGGGAUUUUUCUCUUUCUGAAAUAAAGCACAUAUGGUAAACCACCACAUAAAGAUGCAACGCAUUCAGCUACAAGAAGGGGAGGUAUAAUGUGACUUAUUUAUAAUAAGUGUAUAGAACCCAAGGGAUGUAUGGUAGCAGAUUUUGUUCAGAUUACUAAUAUAUCUAUAUAUUGAAAUUGCACAGAAUCCUUACAGAAGAUGUGAAAUUCCUCUAUGACCAUGAAAUCAAUUUGGCUAUUUCUGGGGAAAACUAGAUCUUUAACUCCAAAAAGAACAAUAUUGAGAAGAAAUGUAAAAAUAACCAAACCCUCUUAGCUGUCUUACAUAACCAGUAGACUAGGAAACAAAGCCCCUGAAUCUUGAGAGAGAAGUGUAUAACUACACAAUGUAUUUUAACAAGAUAUUCUGAUAUGGCUUUCCUUUUAUUUUUUUUGUGCUGUGUUUUCCCGCCUUGCCUUAUGAGAUGGAGUAUUUUUUGAGCUGGAUACCAAUAGGAAAGUUUACUAUAAAGUUCCUGCUUUGAAGCGUAGUUGUUGUUCUCCAACCUCUGCACCCUGGGGGACAUAAAUCUACUUUUUUUUAUGUGCUAUGCAAAAUAGAUGUCUUAUCACAUAAUUCUGUUACCAUAGCAACACUUCACUUUCUGGACUCGAAAGAAGUUGUAGCUACAGCAUUUUAAGGUUCUCAACUUCCACAGAGCACAUGCAAAAAAAGAAAGAAAGAAAGAAAAAGAAAAAUCACCACACCACACUUCACCACAGAAUCCUGUCAUAGAAAUGAUUACUUUUGGUAUUUCCUGAACCUGAAAAUGACGUUGGUUCAUGAAGGGAGAGAUGGAGGGGGGGGGGGGAGGAAAGCGAGAAGUAACAUGGUUCUGUGGGAGGUUACUAUGGUAACUAGCUGCAGCACAGAAGCAGUCCUUUCCUAAAGCUUUUCUCUCUAUGAACCCAUCCAUGCAAGGUUUUUCUUGUAAGUCCUUAGGAUUUGGAGGGGAAGUGGAAAAAUAGAUGGGGUAGUUUUAAAAAAACAAAACCUGAAAGAGGUUGUUUAGCCAGUUAGUUCCCUUCUUAUAAUGUACUAAACAUGGGGAGGGGAGAUUAUUGAAUAAAUCUAUAAAGAAGAGCAACCUGCAACCCAGGAGGGGGGGGUUGGGAGAAAGGAGCCCUGUGUACCUGUGUUGUGUCUUGUGCAGAAUAAUGACAAUCUUGCCAACUGUUCCUUGAGGUUGGUGUUUGGUUCAGCUUUGAAAAGUUACUGUAAAUGCCUUGCUUGUGUUAGCCCUAACUUUUUGAAAAUUUACAUCAUCAUGUUUUAAGAGUGAAGAUGCUGUAAAUAAGUUGAGAUUGACUGUAUAUGGAUUUGGGGUGUUACAGUAGCCUUAUUCACCUUUUUAAAUAAAGAUUCAAUUAAAAAAAUACACAUGGAACCGAGAAUAAACAUCUUUUCUUAACCAGACUGUGUAUAUAAAGCAACACUGGUUUUUUAUAAAGUCUAAACAAGAUGUUUUGUAUAAAAUCUGACUUUUGCUAUGUAUUUAGCUACAGCUUGUUUAAAGGCCGUGUCAUUCCCCUUUGCGCAGUUUCCAGGAUAAAGAGAUAAGAUUUAAAAAGGUUGCCAAAUUGCUGCAUAUUUGUGCUGUAACUGUGUACCAUGAAUAUUUAUUUAAAAAUUCCUUUGUCCAGUUUGUAAGUAACACAGUAUUAUGCUUGAGUUAUAAAUAUUUUUUCUUUAAAAAAAAAAAAAAAACUAGACUGUCUUAGUUUUGAAA